AUGUUGAACUUUUUCCUGAAUAUAUCAUUCAGAUCCACACUUUUCCAACAAUGCAUUAAUCCAAACUUGCUCCAAAUUAGGACGAAAAUGAAGUCACAUAAAGCGAUAACAAGCAGGCUAAUCAAACGUACUUCAGGAUUAAAGAGAAAACACGCUGGAUUGAAUCAUGGUUUGGGUAGGUUUAGUGCACCAUCAUUGAAACAUUUAAGAGGAAUGACAACGGUUAAGAAAGAAGGGGGGUAUUUAAAGAAGAUGUAUCCGCAUGCUUGA
Lodderomyces parapsilosis is the source of this 270-nucleotide messenger RNA. RefSeq lists its product as uncharacterized. The record is from RefSeq and is a predicted model, not a curated record. The coding region runs from base 1 to 270 and encodes 89 amino acids. The transcript has a single exon. Lineage: Eukaryota; Fungi; Ascomycota; Pichiomycetes; Serinales; Debaryomycetaceae.